Messenger RNA from Acyrthosiphon pisum (pea aphid), 984 nucleotides. RefSeq names its product kelch-like protein 2. NCBI's taxonomy places the organism in Eukaryota, Metazoa, Arthropoda, Insecta, Hemiptera, Aphididae. The record is from RefSeq and is a predicted model, not a curated record. The transcript has 5 exons. Bases 386 to 955 code for a protein of 189 amino acids. Gene Ontology annotation, molecular function: protein binding.
UCCUGUUUUUUUUUUUUUGAAAAAACUCCUGUUUUUUGACUUGAUGGUAUACGCGUUUUCUAUUCAUCAUCAUAUUAUUAAUUUUAUAUACAUUACCAUAGAACAAUUAACUACUUGUAUCCAUAUAUUGUUACCUAUUUCUUUUUAACAAUAAUAUCAAUAUCACCGGCGCCGGCGCCGUCGCGUAUUUACUAUUUACAAGGUACAUUUCGUAUUAGCCGUCAUCACGUUUUUUCAUACGAAAUUGAUUGUUUCUCGCCGACCACCGAAUCCACCAUCGACGCUGAGAUUCGAUCCUCCAGUCACCUACGCCCGGCACCGCUUCCGACUUAAUAUGUAACACGCGCAACAAACUAAUUUCAAAGCUGUUAAGUCAAUAAAAGAAAUGGAUACCAUUCAGGCUUCAUCUGGUGAAAGUAAUCUAAGGGAAGUUUUGAGAUCAAAUGAAUGUGAACCUCAAUGUGAACCGACACAAUUUAGAAAUUACUCUCACUCUGAAAUAAUACUAGAAAAUUUACAAUCUCUACGCAAAAAUGAAGUUUUAUGUGAUACUGGAUUUGAAACAAAAGACGGCACUUUAGUAUUAGGACAUAAAAAUGUUCUAAUUGCAGCUAGUCCAUAUUUCAGAGCAAUGUUUGAUAAUUUUGAUGAGAGCAAUAAAGAUCUUGUUAAUAUAAGAGAAUUAGAUUCCAUGGUUUUAAAAAUAUUAGUAGAUUAUAUUUAUACUGGUGAAUUUAUUGUCACAAAAGAAAAUGCACAGGUUUUAUUAUCAAGUGCAAACAUCUUACAGUUAGAUUUUGUAAGUGCUGCAUGUGCUGAAUUUUUACAAAAACAACUUGAUGCAUCGAAUUGUCUUGGUAUCAGGGCGUUUGCUGACUUACAUAACUGUACGGAUUUGUUAUCAAGUUCUGAAACAUUCAUUAAAAAACAGUUUUUGGAAGUGGUUAAAAACUGAUGAGUUCCCUAUUCCAUUUAUCUUUUGAA